Symbiodinium natans is the source of this 2841-nucleotide messenger RNA. The record is from the annotation of a GenBank genome assembly. Lineage: Eukaryota; Dinophyceae; Suessiales; Symbiodiniaceae.
AUGAAGUUCUUUGCAGUGCUGGCCUUUGCUUCUGCUAGCUCGGCGGCUGCUGUGGUAGCCGGCCGCAGCAAGCUGGGCGCCUUGACGAAGGAUGAUGCGCCAGCCAGCCCCUGGUUGUCCCUGUUGACCAAAAGCUGGGCACUUCCCGGAGAGCCGCAGGAGGAGCAGAGCAAGGGUCUGGAUGUUCUGGCAAGCAGCAUUGUCCAGCUGGCGAAGAGUCAAAAAGCUGGACAGCCUGCCGACUCCAGCAUGGAGGCUGCCAUUGACAGCAUCAAGGCGAUCUUGAAAGACAUGCAGGACUCAGUCCUCACGGGAAACACGGCCGCCCAGAAGGAGAUCUUCAAGAAGCAAGCCUCUGUCGCCGCCUGCCCCCCACCGAAUGUCACGCAGAAGAUCACCUGGGAGGCGAGCCUCAAGGUGACGGUGAAAGAUGUGGUCACCUGCAGGGAGGAAGAGAAGACCUACUACGAUUCUUACGAGUCCUGCAAGUCUGAGGAGGAGCGCUGCUCCAACACCACGGAAUGCUGCGCCCAGAUCAUCCAGCCCAACCCAUACUGCCUGAGCCCCCCUGUGGGCCCAUCGCCGCUUUCUUUGCAGACGACUUGUGAUAGCACGUCGAAGUGCCGUGAGCGCGACCUCCGCAACCGACUUGGUUUUUUUGAGGCGAAGCUCAAGGAGUACAACGACGCCUACGCGCUGUGCGAGGGCUCUCGUACAGGAUGCAACGAAAGCUACGCCUGCCCGGACAAGCGGACCAAGUGGCAGGAGAAGCACAUGGUGUGCAACACGAACCAGACAGCCUUUGAGGAGGCUUACUGCAAGCUGGCGACGGAUGUCGAGGCGAGCUGGGAGACCUACUCCAUCUGCUACACGCACAACAAGCAGGCGCUGGUCUCCGAGGAGGACAAGCAGGAUGUCCUGCUUGCAGGCCGCCGGCAGGAGUGGCGCGGGCUCGCGAGGAUCGAGUGCCUCUUGGGUGCGCUCAAGGCGGCCGACAAGGAGUCUGCGCUGGACGCCUGCCUCAAGGCGAACCACACGGACGCGGCCAACGCCACGUUGACCCUUUCGUUCCCAACGCGUGAAGCCAACGUCACGACCCUUCAGACCUGCGACGAGAAGCUGGAGUCUCCUGGCACGGAGUACUUCAUGAAGACCUACUACCAUCUCAUCCCGCCCGUGCUCGUCCCCACGUCCCUGACCACGUACCACUGCGUGUCGGGCGUGGCGACCAGCCACUGCCCGAUCGCUUCAAGGGUGAAAGGACAGCCUUCAGAAUCGUCCCGGUUCGUGCCGUUAACCAUCACCCCACGCUUUCAGAUCCACGGUCAGGAUGCUGCUGGCAUGCUCACAGCUGAAGCCAGCAAAGGCCGAACGCACCUGCACAAGGGGAAUGGCCUUGUCAAGGACGUCUUCUUCGAGGGGCACAUGAUGCAACUCCAGGGCCACUUGGGAGUGGCGCACUGCCGGUAUCCCACGGCCGGGACCAAGAGCUGCAAAGAGGCUCAGCCCUUCUACGGCAACUAUCCCUUUGGCUUGGCUUGCGCUCACAAUGGUAACCUAACCAACGUUGCUGAUCUUCGGCAGCACGUUCGCAAGAGCCGAUGGCAUGCCAAUACGGAGUCAGAUACCGAGCUCCUGCUGCACACCUUUGCGAACGCCUUGGCGGCUGCGGUGCCGCCGGACGCGUUGCAACCCUCCGUGGAGCAGAUCUUCCAAGCGGCAGCAGAGGUCAUGAAGAUUGCCAAGGGCGGCUACAGUGUUGUCAUGCUCAUUACAGGGGCCGGCAUCUUGGCUUUUCGGGAUGUCUACGGCAUCCGGCCGCUGGUGAUCGGUCGGCGGACAGAGGGGCCCAACGCAGACUACAUAGCAGCUUCAGAGUCGGUGGUGAUGGAUACCCUUGGCUUCGACGUGCUGCGCGACGUGGAUCCGGGCGAGGCCUUCUUCUUCGACAGCCGCAGCAACUGCAUGUCAACAAAGCAGUGCUUCUACCAGAACACAGUCCCCAGACUGGUGCCCUGCAUCUUCGAGUACGUGUACUUCGCACGGCCCGACUCGACCAUGGACGGGGUGUCGGUGUACGAGUCAAGGGUCCGGAUGGGCCAAAGCCUGGCUCGGCGGGUGCAGCAGGUGGCUGACUGGCAGGAGAUUGAUGUGGUCAUCCCCAUCCCCGACACCUCCCGCACUACGGCCAUCGAGACAGCCUACAUCCUGCAGAGGCCCUGCCGGGAGGCCUUCCAGAAGAACAGGUACAUCGCCCGGACCUUCAUCAUGCCUGGGCAGCAGAAGAGGAGGAAAACGAUGAGGCUGAAGCUCAACACCAUCCGAAGCGAGUUCAAGGGGAAGAAGGUGCUUUUGGUGGAUGACUCCAUCGUCCGUGGCACCACCUGCAACGAGAUCAUUCAGAUGGCCCGGGAGGCUGGCGCCAGCAAGGUCUUCUUCGCAUCGGCGGCGCCCGCCGUGCGCUUCCCCAAUGUUUAUGGUAUCGACCUCCCUAGGAAGGAAGACCUGAUUGCCAACGGCCGGGACGAGGUUGCGGUCGCCAAGCUGAUCGGCGCCGACUGGGUGGUCUAUCAAGAUCUGGCGGACCUGGUCGAGUGCGUGCGUGGCCUGAACCCCGAGCGCCUUUGCUUCGGCUUCGACGCCUCGGUCUUCGAUGGCCGCUACAUCACUGGAGAUGUCGAUCAGAAGUUCUUCGAGCUGCAAUCGCGUCGUGAGCAGCUGCAAGAGACCCCGAGCCUCUCCGUUCCAAUCGGCGUCUCCCAGUCGGUUUCGGAGCUGGAUGAGCAAGUGCUCGAUCACCUGUCUGGUCAGGGUGCCCUUGCGACGGUCUUUCAAAGUUAG